AUGUGCGAUAGUGAUCCUGCGACAGUUGAGAUGGAUGAUGAAAUCGAGAAUGUGUAUACAGAAGGUAUCAAACUUCAAGGUGCUCAACCAACUGCUCUAAUGAAGGAAUCAGUUCCAGAAGAGAUAACUGCAGUGGACAAGUCUGCUAUUCCUUCUAAUGAUUUGAUGACUGAUGCUGUUUUGCGACUUGCAAGUAAGCCUAAGUUGUUUCGGUUUCAACAAAUGUGGCUUAGAAGAGCUGAGUUUAAAGAUGUAGUCCAAGAGAGUUGGUCUCAGCCGGUCAGAGGAUUUGGAAUGCUUGCCUUUUCAACAAAGCUUCGAAGAUUGAAAAUGAAGCUCAAAGAAUUGAAUAAGGAGCCCUUUGGUGAUGUUUUCAAGAAUCUGAAGUUGGCGGAUGAUAGGGUGCACGAUAUGGAAAUCGUUUUUGAUCAUUCUGGGCUGAGUGAGAAGGAAAUGCUUGUUGGCAUGGUGACAAUGGAUGAAGUGAAACAUGAGGUCUUUGCCCUUGGUGAAGAUAGUGCUCCGGGAGUAGAUGGUUUUGGUGGAUCUUUCUAUAGUUCUCAAGCAAAUGGAGAAAAGGUAUCAAUGGUUUCUUUGGCAAGGCUCAAAUGGAGAGAGGCGCGAGCUCUGGAGGUCAUGAGAUCGUUUAAAUUCCCUACUUCAGAAAAUGGGUUAGAGGCUGCCAAGCGGAAAGCCACUUGGAUUCAAAUUAAAUCAGUGGAUUAUGAGGCAAUUCGACAAACAAAGGUUCAAGGAGGAGAUAGAUCUUUUUGGUUUGAUAAUUGGGCACCGGAUGGUGUGAUUUGGGAGUCUCUUCAUGAGUCUCCGAUAAUGCCUAACUUGACAAUUAAUGAAUUCUUUUCUAAUAAGAUUACGUUGUUGUCUGCCUUGCAGCGAUCUUUGAGUCCAAUUGUAAGGCAAAAAUUGACACAUAUGGAUUUGAUUUUGAAUGAUGAACGGGAUAAGUUGGUUGGGCAGUGUACUGCUUCGGGUGAAUUCACCAUUAAGUUAGCCAACUUCAGAUUGCGACGAAGGCAUUUGGAGAAUCUUUUGGCGAGAAAAUUUUGGCAUAAGGCUUCGGGACAAGUUUUUGGUACCUUUUCUGGAAAUACGAUGUCGUUUUGGUAUUCAUGUCAGGCCUUCCAUGCAUUUGUUUUGUAA
Oldenlandia corymbosa var. corymbosa is the source of this 1161-nucleotide messenger RNA. NCBI's taxonomy places the organism in Eukaryota, Viridiplantae, Streptophyta, Magnoliopsida, Gentianales, Rubiaceae. The record is from the annotation of a GenBank genome assembly.